This is a messenger RNA of Prosopis cineraria, 1367 nucleotides long. Its product is annotated as WAT1-related protein At1g25270-like. The transcript is spliced from 7 exons. Gene Ontology annotation, molecular function: transmembrane transporter activity. The record is from RefSeq and is a predicted model, not a curated record. Gene Ontology annotation, cellular component: plasma membrane. NCBI's taxonomy places the organism in Eukaryota, Viridiplantae, Streptophyta, Magnoliopsida, Fabales, Fabaceae. The coding region runs from base 96 to 1331 and encodes 411 amino acids.
CUCUCAACCCUAGCUAAGUCUUCUAGCAAGCAGCCGGUGGCGCUGCCGCUUGUCGUGGUUGUGGUUGUGACGACGACGACGACGACAACAAAGAUAUGGUAGAUGUCUCUAAUGCGUUGCACAGGUUGAAGCCGGCCAUGUUAAUGGUAGUGGUUCAGAUAGCAUACGCCGGGGUCAAUGUACUGUACAAGCUCGCCGUCAACGACGGCAUGAACCUAAGAGUCGUCGUUGCCUACCGCUUUAUCUUCGCCACUGUUUUCAUUGCUCCUCUUGCUCUCGUUCUGGAAUGGAAGAAGAGACCAAAGAUGACUUGGAAGAUAUUGUUUCAAGCAUUUCUUUGUGGUUUAUUCGGAGGAUCAUUGGCACAAAACUUAUAUUUGGAAGCAUUGGCUUUAACGUCGGCGACCUUUGUUUCAGCGAUGGCCAACCUUAUUCCAGCUAUCACCUUUAUAAUGGCGGUCUCUUUUCACUUGGAAAGUUUGAGUUUAAGAACAUCAUCAGGAAAAGCCAAGAUUGUUGGAACAGUAACAGGAGUAAGUGGGGCUAUGAUUAUGACAUUUUUCAAAGGUUCAGAAAUACACACAGGCUCCUUCCACAUCACCCUCAUGCAUCAUCAUAAUGGACACAUGGCAUCACCACAGUCUUCCUCUAGGGGUAACACCCUCUUAGGUGCUCUUUGCGUUCUAGGAAGCAACUUUAGUUAUGCUUUGUGGCUCAUCAUUCAGACAAAGAUGAGUAAGAAUUACCCAUGUCAUUACUCAAGUACAGCUUUGAUGAGUAUCAUGGGAUCACUCUUAUCUGUUGCUUUUGCUCUUUAUCUUGAGAGGGAUUGGACACAAUGGAAGCUGGGUUGGAAUGUCAGGCUUCUCACUAUAACUUAUACAGGAAUAGUUAUGUCUGGAGUAAUGGUGGUAGUAAUGGCAUGGUGUAUGCAUAUGAGAGGCCCUCUUUACGUCUCUGCUUUUAGUCCUCUCAUGCUUGUUUUUGUAGCCAUUGCUAGUUGUUUCAUGUUGGAUGAGAAGCUAUAUCUUGGAAGUGUAAUUGGAGGGGUAUUGAUAAUCUGUGGAUUAUAUGGAAUUUUAUGGGGGAAAAUCAAAGAGAUGAAGAAGAUGAAUCAACUUGUUCCGUCUCAAAGCCUCCACGAAAUUAUUGUGAGAUCUCCCACAGAAGAUAAAUGUAUCCCUCAUAACAACAAUAAUAGUAACGUUGAAGGUGUUAGAGAUAAUGACUGUUCCUCAGAAAAUGCUAAUGAAGCUUCAAAGGAUAAUCAGAACGAAAGGCAAAGAUCAAUGGAGGAGGAAAAAGAAGCAACUAUAUCAAUAGCUAGCUAGUUGUCCCAGUAACAACACCACUACUUCUCAAGUAUG